This is a messenger RNA of Cygnus atratus (black swan), 1113 nucleotides long. RefSeq names its product RNA polymerase III subunit K (gene POLR3K). Gene Ontology annotation, biological process: DNA-templated transcription; termination of RNA polymerase III transcription. The transcript has 3 exons. Gene Ontology annotation, molecular function: nucleic acid binding; DNA-directed RNA polymerase activity; zinc ion binding. Gene Ontology annotation, cellular component: RNA polymerase III complex. The record is from RefSeq and is a predicted model, not a curated record. The coding region runs from base 26 to 454 and encodes 142 amino acids. Lineage: Eukaryota; Metazoa; Chordata; Aves; Anseriformes; Anatidae.
GGCGGCGCGAGGCGCGGAACCGGCGAUGUUGCUGUUCUGCCCGGCCUGCGGCAACGUGCUGGUGGCCGAGGAGGGGCCGCGGUGCCACCGCUUCGCCUGCACCACCUGCCCCUACGUGCGCAAUGUGACGCGGAAGGUGACGAGCAGGAAAUACCCGCAGCUGAAGGAGGUGGACGACGUCCUGGGCGGCGCCGCGGCCUGGGAGAACGUGGACUCCACCGCAGAUCCAGACGCGCUCGGCCGACGAGCCCAUGACCACCUUCUACAAGUGCUGCAACCCCCAGUGCGGCCACCGCUGGAGGGACUGAGUCGCCCGCACACCUCGGGGCCGGCCCAAGCUGAGGGGGCCCCGGCCUGGUCCUGCCCCGGGGCCAGGCUGGCGGCGGCCGCCCUCGCAAUAAAGCUGGCGGUGAGUGGAAAUAGCCGCGUCGUGUGGUGCUUUGAAAGCCGCUGAGGCUGAGACUGCCGUGGAGAACUGAAAGAGGAGAGGCCGAGCCAGUGACACGGUGAAAAAAUCAGUGUUUAGGAGGUAACUUUAGUUAGCUGAAGCUCUCUAAGAAUACUCGGCAAAGGUUAGCGCAGAUUCAACUGCUGUGGAACUGACCCACACACAAAGCAAAGGCAAAAUGUUACCACUGGAGCCUUCAGGGGAGAAAAAAACAACAGGGGCCUUUUGCCCCACAUGGGCAAACCAGAGCAGAAGUUCUGUUUAAAAUCUUGCAAAAGCUAGGAAGGAUGCAUGGAGUCCUUUGGACAGUUAGAGGCCUGGCUUGGCUUUUACAGGAAUUUCUUUCAGAGCGUAAUCAGUACUGCAUCCCCAGCUCCAGCAAACGCAACGUGAGCACCUUUGAUGUGCAAUUAAAAAAAACCAGCUCUUCAUAAACACCUUGGCUAACGGCUCACACCCAACUAAAACAGACCAUUCAUAUGGCCGUUAAAGGACGUGAAAUGUUAUCUUGAAGAGACUGCUUACGAUAUCUCACUACAAACAAAAAGAUCUAAAAAGAAUGCCUGCUGAAGAAGCAGUAUAGUAACUGAAAAAUAAUAAAAAACCACUAAAAAAAGGUAGGAUCAAGUAUUACCUUCAUCUUAACAUUAAGAUUUAUUCUCAGC